This is a messenger RNA of Andrographis paniculata, 683 nucleotides long. RefSeq names its product late embryogenesis abundant protein Dc3-like. Bases 63 to 488 code for a protein of 141 amino acids. NCBI's taxonomy places the organism in Eukaryota, Viridiplantae, Streptophyta, Magnoliopsida, Lamiales, Acanthaceae. The transcript has 2 exons. The record is from RefSeq and is a predicted model, not a curated record.
AAAAUCCUUUCAGCAAAUAUUCAGAGCACUUUUCGGAUCAAAUUCUCCGAUCAAUCUCAACAAUGGCGUCGCACGAUCAGAGCUUCAAAGCCGGCGAAGCCAAAGGACAAGCUCAGGAGAAGGCAGGGCAGGCGGCAGCGACGGUGAAGGACAAUGCGUCGGAAACCGCCGGCGCGACGAAAGGUCGGACUCAGGAAGCGAAGGAGCAAACCGGAAGCGGAAUGGGCGCCGCCAAGGACAAGGCGGCCGAGACGGCGGAAGCCGCCAAGGAGAAGACGGCGGGGAUGGCUCAGGCGACGAAGGAGAAGGCGGCGCAGAUGGCGGAAUCCGGCAAGGAGACGGCGGAGGCCGGGAAGGAGAAAACCGGCGGGUUAAUGCAGCGGACCGGCGAGCAGGUGAAGGAAAUGGCGCAGGGCGCGGCGGACGCCGUCAAGAGCUCGCUGGGGAUGGCCGGCGAGGAGGAGGAGGAGCGCCGCCGCCGGAAAUAAUCUUAAGGCCGUGUUUGGAUGUUGUGUAAUUUUAAUUUUUUUGAAUUUCUGGUUUUAUAUAUAUAGAGAUAGGAAGAGAAGUCUCUUUUUCUCCUGGUGAUUAGGGUUUUGUUCUCUAAAUGUAGGGAGAGGGAGAUUUGAAUAAUGCUGUUGUUUUUAUUUUAAAUUUAAUAAAAUUUAGUUACAAAUGGUAUA